Miscanthus lutarioriparius is the source of this 1437-nucleotide messenger RNA. The record is from the annotation of a GenBank genome assembly. NCBI's taxonomy places the organism in Eukaryota, Viridiplantae, Streptophyta, Magnoliopsida, Poales, Poaceae.
AUGAUCGAUCUUCUCCACAACGCCGUCGGCCUGCUCCUUCACGAUGCCAUCGCGUGCUCCUUCCUCAAUGACACCGUCGCCUUGCUCCUCCUUCUCCACGACGCCGUCGUGCUCGUCCUCCUCAACGACGCCGUCAACCUGCUCCUUCUCCACGAUGCCGACGCGCUCGUCCUCCUCAGCGGGGUCGUCGCACUGCUGCUUCUUGGGCUCCAUAGCUUCUCAACCAGCAAUGGCGGAGGUGAGCAGGCAACCUGUACUACUACGUGUUUGCUUUUGAGGACGGCAAGUGGAACGUUACGCACUGCCCCGGCCCUCGGGAGCAUGCGUACGAACUACGGAGUAAAGGCCGGCGUUAUGAAGCGUGCUGGAGAAACGAGGCGUUGGAUGGGCGCGGGGGCGGCCGGCACCCCGCUUCCAUCGUCGAAAGCGCUCGACGUGAGAGGCGGCGGCGGCGGCCGCCUGCUCAAGUCCGCGACAUUCCUGUCCCCACCCUUCUUCCUGCGGCCCGGCUCCGUCGCGAACAAGUACUACCACGACAUCUCCUUCCCGAGGGGCCACGUCGCGGUCAAGAGCUUCAAAGGCGAGGUCGUCGACGAGCGCGGCGCCCCCGUGCCCCUCCACGAGACCUACGUCCACCACUGGGUGGUGCGGCCGUACUACGCCGCGGAGAACGCCACCGCGCGGCCGGCGACGAUCCUGAAGCAGAACGCCGGCGUGUGCGAGGGCGACACGCACGGGCAGUACUUCGGGCUGGGGUCCGAGACCAGGCGCACCGCGACGUGGUUGCCCGACCCGUACGCCGUCGAGGCCGGCGACCCGGCGGCGCCGCCGGAAGGGUACGUGGAGAGGUGGAUGCUCAACGUGCACGCCAUCGACACGCGGGGCACGGUGGACAAGGUAGCGUGCACCGAGUGCAGGUGCGACCUGUACAACGUGACGGUGGACGAGCACGGCCGCGGCAUCCUCGGGGACUACGCCGGCGGGUUGCGCUGCUGCUACGACCAGCCCCGGUGCAAGGUGGAGGAAGGGUUCGCUGGCGGCGAGGCGAGGAAGCUCUUCUUCCGAGCCAUGCCUGUGGGUUGCAUGGUUGAGUACGACGUGGAGGAGUGCAGCGCAACAGAGAAGCGAGCCAAGAGCGACUGCGUGCACGUGAAGGAGACCAAGCAGGACGGGCGUCUGCUGUGCAAGUCGACCCCGAUCUACGGCGGUGGGGUGGAGGCCGGCGACGAGGCGGGCUACAUCGUUGGCAUGACGACGUGCUACCCGAAGCCGGGCACCGUCAGAGUGCGCGACGGCGAGGUUCCCACCGUCGUGUCCAACUACAGCAGCGAGCGGCGGCACACGGGCGUCAUGGGCCUCUUCGCAGUCCUCGUCGCCGACCGGCCGGAGCAGCAGCCAGCAGCUCCAUCAUCAUCGGUGUCGAGCAACCUGCUGUGA